UGCUUAUAAAGCAGCCUGCCACACUCUCAGACUUCCUUCUCAGCAUCACUCAGAGAAUCAAGUAUCUCUAACGUCCAGCUGUAGCACCUUGGAAUUACUUGCUCAUCAUGAGUCAUUCUGGUUUAAGAAGCACCUCCACAUCCUACCGCCGCACUUUUGGGGGUCCUCUCCUGUCUCCUGUUUCUUACUCCUCAUCCUCCCGGCUAUCCACCUCCAGGCACUUUGGAAGUCCUUCUCCUGGUCCCUCCAGCCGCUCAUCCUCCUCAGCCUUUAGGGUAAGGUCCAGUACCCCUGUCCGAGUCUCAUUGGACCGAGUGGACUUCUCUGCGGCUGAGGCUGUUAACCAAGAAUUCCUGACCACCCGCAGUAAUGAGAAAGCCGAACUACAGGAACUCAAUGAUCGAUUUGCUAGCUUCAUAGAGAAAGUCCGCUAUCUGGAGCAACAGAACGCAGUGCUGGUGACUGAAAUCAACCAAGCAAAGUCCAAAGAGCCCACCCGGGCUUCAGACCUGUGCCAGCAGGAGCUGAGGGAACUGCGCAGGCAGUUGGAACUACUGGGCAAGGACAGGGACCGCAUCCAGGUGGAGAAGGACAACUUUGCUGAAGACCUCACUUUUCUGAAGCAAAGGCUGGAUGAAGAGGUUCACAAACGGGAAGAUGCAGAGAAUAAUCUAGUUCUGUUUAGAAAAGAUGUCGAUGAUGCCACACUCUCUCGUCUGGAACUGGAGAGGAAGAUUGAGUCUUUGAUGGAUGAAAUUGAAUUUCUGAAGAAGCUUCAUGAGGAGGAACUCCGUGAUGUACAAGUGACCGUUCAGGCACAACCAGUACACUUGGAAAUUCAAGCUGCAAAGCAACCUGACCUGACCUCUGCCCUGAGGGACAUUCGAAGUCAGUAUGAGACUAUUGCUGCUAAAAAUGUACAAGAGUCGGAGGAGUGGUACAAGUCCAAGUUUGCCGAUCUCUCAGAUGCUGCAAAUCGCAACAGUGAAGCUCUACGCCAAGCCAAGCAUGACAUGAAUGAAUCUCGACGCCAAAUCCAAAGCCUGAAAUGUGAGAUUGAUGGUCUGAAGGGAACAAAUGAAGCACUGCUGCGUCAGAUGAAAGAUAUGGAGGAGCAGUUUGGGAUGGAUGCAGCUAAUUAUCAUGACACAAUUGGACGACUGGAGCAGGAGGUGCAGCAUAUGAAGGAGGAGAUGGCACGUCACCUGAGAGAGUACCAAGACCUGCUCAAUGUCAAGAUGGCUUUAGAUAUUGAGAUUGCAACUUACAGAAAGCUCCUAGAAGGAGAGGAGAGCAGGAUUACUGUCCCAAUCCACUCUCUGACAUCUCUCAGUAUUAAAAGUCCAGCAGCUCCUGAAACUGAUCACAGCGCUGAGACACACACCAGAAAAACAGUUGUCAUUAAAACUAUUGAGACCAAGGAUGGAGAGGUUGUCACGGAGUCUCGGAAAGAGCAGUCUUCAGAAGGAGAGAAGUGAUCUUGCGCACGGUGCUUGGAGAGACCCAGUUCUCUUUUAAAACGUCUCCACGGAUGGAACCUCCUUUGCUUUUCUAAUUGAUUGAUAGUGAGGGUCAUCUCUCUUUAUUCCACAGAGUGUCAUUGGCAUGGCAUUCAGUGGUUAAGUUAUCAAUUAUUUGGUGGUAAAUCAACCUUCUCUGUGUGCCUGUACCUCAAAUAGCUGUAUUAAUGUUAACUGUUUUUAUAUUCUAAUACAUUUUGAGGAUCUAUGCCCAAACAUGGCAGAUAUACGUCUUUCCAUUACACCAAACAGCUAGUGAUCGUCUAUCUACUUACAAACUGAUGGACUUUAUAUUAUCAUAAAUAAUGAAAACUCUUAUACAUAUAGCUGUGAAACAACUUACACACUGUUGUUAGGCUCAUAGCUUCUUAUGUUAGAUACCUUGGUACAAUUUGAGCUUACAUUAGUAAAAAAUGAAUGUGCCACUUAUAUUCAGUUAAUUCCAGUACACAGGAAACUCUGAUACCCCAGUGUAUAAACGUAUAUGUCUACUUUACCUUUUCCUCUAUUUUCCUUCUUCAACACUUGAUAUCCAUAUUGAUGGUCGGUACUGGGCUUACUGCCCAGGACAGGAUCUGCUCAAAGAUGAGACAGCUGUGAAGCAACUUUGGUGCUAUACAUUCCCUGCCUCUGUGUAUUGGCUGGGAUACUGCCCCAUUAUGCCUUGUACAUGUGCCAUGUCUGCUUAAUAGUCAAUAAAAUAAUUUACAGCAA
This is a messenger RNA of Xenopus laevis (African clawed frog), 2234 nucleotides long. It is a transcript of the gene prph.S, whose product is annotated as peripherin S homeolog. Gene Ontology annotation, cellular component: intermediate filament; type III intermediate filament; axon. The transcript has 9 exons. The record is from RefSeq and is a predicted model, not a curated record. NCBI's taxonomy places the organism in Eukaryota, Metazoa, Chordata, Amphibia, Anura, Pipidae. Bases 108 to 1478 code for a protein of 456 amino acids. Gene Ontology annotation, molecular function: structural constituent of cytoskeleton; structural molecule activity. Gene Ontology annotation, biological process: intermediate filament organization.